Messenger RNA from Prosopis cineraria, 1417 nucleotides. RefSeq names its product inositol oxygenase 1-like. Gene Ontology annotation, molecular function: iron ion binding; inositol oxygenase activity. The record is from RefSeq and is a predicted model, not a curated record. Gene Ontology annotation, cellular component: cytoplasm. Gene Ontology annotation, biological process: inositol catabolic process. The transcript has 11 exons. Bases 272 to 1150 code for a protein of 292 amino acids. Lineage: Eukaryota; Viridiplantae; Streptophyta; Magnoliopsida; Fabales; Fabaceae.
CUCUAGAGGGAAGGAAGUUUUGGAGAUUUUCAGGUGAGGACUCGGGAACUUCCAAAUCUCAGGGAAGGACUUCCGGCCGAUUAUAAAUAGCGUCGAUCAAUCUCUUCCAUAUCCAACCAUUUCCUUCAUCGUCUCUUUCCUCUUCUUCUUCCUGCUUUACUUUUCUUGCCAUUUUCUCUCUCUAUCUCAAGAUGACUAUUCUCAUUGAUCGUGACGAUCUGCUUGUAAGCCGAUGAGGCGAUGAUUUUGAAAUGUGAAGUUUUCCCGGAAAAUGGCAGGAAACGAAGCAGAGCAAAAGAAGGCAUCCAUAAAUGAGAAAGAAGUGGGAUUUGUGGUUCCACAGAGAAACUCAUUUGGCCAUACAUUUAGGGACUAUGGUGCUGAGAGUGAGAGACAAGAAGGAGUGCAGAACUUCUACAGGAAAAACCACACAUACCAGACCUAUGACUUUGUGAAGAGGAUGAGGGAAGAGUAUGGGAAAUUGAACAGAGUAGAGAUGAGCAUUUGGGAAUGCUGUGAACUGCUGAAUGAUGUGGUUGAUGAGAGUGAUCCUGAUUUGGAUGAGCCUCAGAUUGAGCACUUGCUUCAAACUGCUGAAGCCAUUAGAAGGGACUAUCCCAAUGAAGAUUGGCUUCACCUAACCGGUCUUAUUCAUGAUCUUGGGAAAGUGCUUUUGCUUCCUAGUUUUGGAGGGCUUCCUCAGUGGGCUGUUGUGGGUGAUACUUUCCCAGUUGGCUGUAGAUUUGACAGUGCCAUUGUUCAUCAUCAGUACUUCAAGGAAAAUCCUGAUUAUAACAACUGCGCAUACAACACGAGAUAUGGAAUCUACUCUGAGAAAUGUGGACUCAACAAUGUCAUGAUGUCUUGGGGACAUGAUGACUACAUGUAUCUGGUGGCAAAGAAGAACAAUACUACUCUUCCUUCAGCGGCUCUGUUCAUUAUCAGAUAUCAUUCAUUCUACGCAUUACACUUAGCAGGAGCAUAUAAGCACUUAAUGAACGAUGAAGAUGUUGAGAAUCUGAAAUGGCUACAUAUUUUCAACAAAUAUGAUCUAUACAGCAAAAGCAAAGUCAGAAUAGAUGUUGGGGAGGUUAAACCAUACUAUCUCUCUCUCAUUGAGAAGUACUUCCCUGCGAAGCUGAAAUGGUGAAACAUUGGAGAUAUGAGGAACAAGGCCAACUAGUUAGACUGUUAAGAGUAUAUUAAUCUAUGGGAGUAGAUCAUGGAAUAAGCUAUGGUGUAAUAGUAGAAUUAACUUGUGUGUUUUAGUGCCAGAAGUAGAAUGUUAUGUACCACGAGUUUGUUGUAAGCAUCCUCUGUGAAAUUUGCCAUCUGUAUGUGAUGGAUUAUUAAAAUGUACCUUUAAGUUUUUAAUUAUAUCACGUCAGAAAUAAAUCCAAGUAUGAGUUCCACUCCA